Messenger RNA from Austrofundulus limnaeus, 1334 nucleotides. Its product is annotated as gastrula zinc finger protein XlCGF49.1. The record is from RefSeq and is a predicted model, not a curated record. NCBI's taxonomy places the organism in Eukaryota, Metazoa, Chordata, Actinopteri, Cyprinodontiformes, Rivulidae.
GGUUCUGGUGACGGAGCGCCUGGUGUCGGCGGCGGAGGAGAUCCUGGUUCUGGUGGAGAAGGUUCUGUUGGAGCAGCAGGAGCAGCUGCGGAGCAGGGGGCUCGGUUCGGGAGCGCCAAGAGACCCGGAAACAGGUCCAGAUGGUCGGCGCCUCGAUGACAUCAACUUCCUGCAGGCGGAGCUUCGCAUCAUUAAGCAGGAGGAAGAGGAGGAGGAAGCUCCGCCUGCUGCGGACACCAAAGAGCUGAAGAUGGAGCAGCCUGAGGCGGAGCUGAACGAGGACUACAUCCAGCCGAGCACUUCCUGUGAGGUGACAGAGGCUCCGCCCCCUCAGCCAGGUGAAGACGAUGAUGGCGGCGGCUCCGUUUGCUGUAAAGUCUGUGGGUUGACGUUCAGUUACCGCGGCUCCCUCAGGAACCACGCCGAGGUCCACGCCGACGACGAGCGCUGCGUGUGCGGCGUCUGCGGCGAGCCGCGCCCCGACAAGCAGGACCUGCUGGACCACCUGCAGGUCCACCUGAAGGGACACGUCUGCAAGUUCUGUGGCAAAACCUUCCGACGCCGCGUGGAGCUGGAGGCGCACGCGCGUACGCACACGGGGGAGAAACCCUUCGGCUGCGAGGUCUGCGGGAAGCGCUUCAGCCGUAAGAGCAACAUGGAGAUCCACAUGAGGACGCACACGGGCGAGAAGCCGCACCGCUGCGACGUCUGCGGGAAACGCUUCAACAUCACCUCCUCCAUGACCCGCCACCUGAGGACGCACUCGGGAGAGAAACCCUACAGCUGUCGCGUCUGCUUCAAGGCCUUCACCGCCAGCUCCGACAUGAAGGUCCACAUGAGGACGCACACCGGGGAGAGGCCGUACUCCUGCGCCGUGUGCGGGAAAGCCUUCAUGCUCAGCACGCCGCUCAAAUACCACAUGAAGCACCACACGGAGGAGCGGCCGUACUGCUGCAGCCGCUGCAACAGGAACUUCAGCGACGUGUACACGCUGCGGCGCCACAUGAAGACCCAGGACUGCAAGAAGAAGGCCCUCAUCAAGGUCUCUGAGCUGACCCAGCUGCAGGACUGACAUCAGACCUGACGUUUCUGUGAUGAACCUGAGUCAGAAGGGUUGGUAGUUCGAUCCCCGAUGCUUCUAUAUCAGAAAAAAUAACUUUGUAGAAAACUUGCUGCUUUUGUUUAAUUACGUUUUUUUAUUUUCAAACUGUUUCACAAUAAAGACAAAGAAACACGCAGACGUCUCCUGUAGUAGUUUUCAUUUUAUUAGUGAAAUGUUAGGUUUGGAUUUACAGACAGGUGUGAACUGUCGGUCAGCUCAACAUGGAGACAAA